GUUAUUAUUGUGAAUCUCAAAAUGUGCUUUCUUCGAUGUGCCUAUACUUGCAUAUAGUUCUUGGGAGAGUUCCAGUUGCGUUGAGAUUACGACCUCAAAAUGCAGAAGAGUUGAUCGCUGAUGCUGAUUUCGCUGAUUGCGUAGAGUUGCAGCUAGAGCUCAAAAGGUUAAAACUUCGAAGAAACAACUGGGAUUCUGAUGCCUAUGAGUUUGAUAAGGUUCUUACAAAAUUUGCAUCACAAAAACGGUCAUUUUACAUGGUUGGUGGCAUUGAAGAGAUCAUUGCCAAGGCGGAGAAGAUUGCCAAGGAGUCUGCUGCUUAA
Molecule: messenger RNA, 323 nt
Organism: Ilex paraguariensis (yerba mate)
Lineage: Eukaryota; Viridiplantae; Streptophyta; Magnoliopsida; Aquifoliales; Aquifoliaceae
Source: the annotation of a GenBank genome assembly